Cryptosporidium muris RN66 is the source of this 3231-nucleotide messenger RNA. RefSeq lists its product as uncharacterized. NCBI's taxonomy places the organism in Eukaryota, Apicomplexa, Conoidasida, Eucoccidiorida, Cryptosporidiidae. Bases 1 to 3231 code for a protein of 1076 amino acids. The record is from RefSeq and is a predicted model, not a curated record. The transcript has a single exon.
AUGUUGGAUUUACUACUUGCUAUAUUUAUAAAAUUAGCAUCGUUUCUACAAGUGGAAUCUUAUAUUGUAUGUAAUGCCUGUACAUUUCAGCCUAUAGCAGCUGAAAUAAAUACUCACUAUCUUGGGGCAUUGGUACAUUAUUUGGACUUUGAAUUUCAAUUACCAUGCGAUUUUUAUAAUCCUAUAAUUACUGUUUCAGCUCCUAACAAUUUUUUAAUAAAUUCAUUAACUCUAUUACCAACUCAAAAUGUUGGUAUAUUUGAUGACUUUUCAACUGAAUGUGAAAUGCAAAAAAGUAUUGGAGAUUCCGAUAAAUCUAACUUAGAUAGUAAUAAUGAAUAUACAAGUAAUUUCACAGACAAACUAAUUAAAAGGAACUAUCCAAAUUGUUCAUUAUCUGCUGGUGCAGAAACGGAAUUCUCAAGUAUAUUAACUUCUUUAGGUUUUUUAUCAUGGCAGAUACAUUCACAGGAUACCCAAGAAUGCAUAUUAAUACCUUCAUAUAAAAUAUUGGAUAGAGAUGCUAUAAAACUUAAUGAUAAUCUCCCUAAUGGUACAUAUAUAUUGAGAUUUAAUCUAACAAAUCCCUAUUAUAUUAGUGAGUAUGGGUUUUGGAAUUUAAGUAUUACUAGCACACAAAAUAAUAUGCCAACCAUUCCAUACUGUAUAACUUCUAUGACCCACGAGGAUGUAGUGAAAGUAGUAGGGCCAUGGAUAAGUAACCUUGAAGUUGAUAGCUUCACUGUAAAUUUAUAUUUUUCUGGGAGUCAUAAUGCUGAGAUAAAUAUUGGAGUACAUACACCUUAUGAAAAAUUACAAUUAUUACUUCCCGACAGUUCAAAUUCUAGUAAUACUCAAUCUUCAAAACAUGCAUUACAACUAAAAUUGACUUUUCCACCAUGUCAAAUGCUUUCAUGCUUUAAUAUUUCGCAAGAAUUUGAACAUAAUUUUUGUAUAAUUGAAGAUAUAGAGAUAAGUAAAUGCUCAAUUGAAAGACGAGAUCCACAACUAGUACUUUUAAUUGAAUUGGAUUCCAAAAGUAUAUUACAAAGUCAAAAUAUAAAAAAUAAUUCUUCACUAAAUAUUAAAAUAGAAAAUUUGAUAUUACCAAUGAGUAUUAGUUCUGAAAGAGAUUCCUUUCUAGAUAUUGGAUUUUAUAUUAGAACAGCUCCAAUUCCUCAACCCUCUUUUAUAAAUUUUAAUUCUUCAAUUAUAAGCAAUGUAACUUUAGCUAAUAGCUGCUUAGGUGAGUGGCUACAAUACGUUGUAGAAAGCGACGAUUUUAUAAAGCAUGAUCUGUAUUAUACUCCUAUUUCAGUUACAAAAUAUACCCUCCCGUCAUUACAGCAUAUCGAAUUAUCAGUAAAAUAUAGAAUAACAACAUCCAAGUUUUUUCCUGUACUUAUAAAUGUUCCUCAAUUGACAAUAAGUAAUACAGACUCAUAUAGUUUAUGCUUAGCUCCACCACAAUCUGUAUCAUUUGAUCCAAAUAUUAUCCCUGAUUAUGCUAUAUACUCCCCAGAAUUACUAUCUGAAAUCAGAUUUCAAUCUUCUAAAUUACAACCUUAUAUUGAGGUAUCAUAUGAGAAGUCUUUAAAUUGUAUUUUAAUUAAAAAUAUAACAUCAUCUAAUCCUUUACAAUGUGUUUUGGUUGCUUCAAGAACCGAGAAUAAUUCCAUGAUAUUUAAUAAAUAUGGAGAAUAUUUUUACCCAUUGUAUAACUCUUUAGGAAAUUGGAAUAUUAAAUUUUAUAAAGGAUAUCAAUCUUCAAUGAUUUAUAGCAAAGAUAUAUUAGGAGAGAUUUAUAAUCCCUAUAAAACAAAUAUUACUGAAAUAUCAGGACCAGUCAUAUUGAAAAAUCAAAAUUCUCAAUAUUAUAAUUUGUUGGUGUAUUUGCUUCUAUCUGAAGUUCAAAGAAGUAAGGUAAUUGCAGUGAAAUUGAGUUUACCAUUUGAUUCAAUAAAUUUAAUAUCUGAUCAAUGUGAAGCAAAAUUAUUCAGUCCAAAAGGAGAUAAUCAAAAUUUAAUUAAUAUCACUACAUCUUGUGAAGAUAACUCGAUUAUUUUAAAUAUUAAUAGCAAAAGUAAUAUUGAAAAAGGCUGGUGGACUAUCUGCACUAACAUAUCUCAGCCAGUUCCUUCUAUUAUGCAAACUACUUCAUUUGUACAUAUUUCAGUAGCCUCUUCAGUUUCACUAAUUGAUUCUCCAUAUUUAACAUCUACUCUAAUUUUAGAUUUGAGAAGAACAUAUCUUGGCCCUUACAUUUGGCCAGUUCCUGUAAUAUUAAAAGAUAAUACAAAUAUUUAUGAGAAUAUUAAAUACCAGUCAAUAGAUAUUGUAGUACAGCAGCAAGGCUCAUCUUAUCAUCCAUUUCCACUUCUACCAAAGCAGAAUAUAUAUAUAUCAAGCAAUUCUCCAUAUAGUACUUUUUUAGCCCUUUCUGGUAAACCAAAAUUUUUGCUUCUCUACAUUGUUGACCAAUAUUCUAUUAGUUUGGAUGAAAAAAGUAGAAAUUUUGUAUUUCCCAAAAUAUUCCCAAAUACAGAUAUAUUAUAUGAUUGUUUGAUAUUAUUUUUAGGUAAUACAAAAUAUAAACAUCCAUCAUUUAGACCUUGUAAAAAAUCCCUUGAAUAUAUAAAUUCAUAUAAUACGUCAGUAAUUGAUAUCGCAAGUAAUAUGAAGGUAAUGGUAAUGAACCUUCAAAAACAGCUGAAAUAUUAUCAAAAUUAUAAGAUGACUAUAGUCAGCAUAAUUUCAAGUGUUGAAAAUAGUGAAAAUAUUGACUUACAAAUUACUAGUAGCAAUCUAAUAAAACCUAGAAAUAAUAUUGUUUAUUACAUGAUACUGAAAUCAAAUACAAACUUACCACCAGGUACACUGAAAUUGAAGUUGGAUCCUUUUCCAUGGUUCUUUGAUACAGGUUAUGAGCUUGAAAAUCUUUUAGCUAAAAGACAUAUUGAAAAUUUAUAUAUGGUACCUCAAAGCUUAAAGAUUUUACGUUCUUGUUUUUCAGAACAACCAAAAUUUUCAAAAGAUGAUUCAAGCAAGUUAGUUAGUCUUAAAACCAACCUCUCAUAUUUAGAUGGUCCCAUAAAUACCAUUGAAGAAAAUAUAAUUCCAAGUAUCCCUGGUUCUUGUAAUAGAAAAUUACUUGAAUCAUCCUCAAGAUCAUUAUUUAAUCCGAGUUUAUUCUUAAUAAUUAGCUUAGUUUUAAUAACCUCUAUAGUUUGA